AUGGAGUUUGUACAACGUCUCACAAAGCGAGUGCCAUACUUGCCGGAGGCGCCUUUCGACCAUGUGUCGAACGAAAAGAGCGCCAUAUUAAUUCCAAGAUUCGCCUUUUUCAAACGACGAAUACGACUGCGAAGAAACUCCACCAUUUCAAUUCCACUGGGAUUCGUUUUGCUAUUCCCUUGUAUUGUAAUAAUACUCAUUGUUCUUCUCAUUGUUACUCACCCUUCUUCUCCGGGUCGUAUUUUGGUGCCAGCUGGGACACCUCCAUCUAUCAGAAAAAUUAGCGAAAAACAUGACAAAGUGUUCGCUACCGGUUGUCUUGAAAUGGACACCAGCACUCCAAGAGCAAAUGCAGCUUUCGUCGUCUUAGCAAGAAACAGGGAACUGGAAGGUGUCAUUCAAUCCAUCAAAUCUAUCGAACGGCAUUUCAACCGAUUCUAUAACUAUCCGUACGUCUUUCUUAAUGACGGAGAUUUCGACCAGACCUUCAAGGACACUGUCUCCAACUAUACCAGUGCCCCCUCAGAGUUUGGUAAAAUCGAUCCUUCUAUGUGGGGAUUUCCCGAUUGGGUCGACCCCGAAGUGGCUAGGGAAGGAAUUAGGAAGCAAGGAGAUGCUGCUAUCAUGUAUGGUGGUAUGGAGAGUUACCACCAUAUGUGUCGAUUUUACUCCGGGUUCUUUUACAAGCACGAAUUGCUCAUGAAGUAUGAGUGGUACUGGCGUCUGGAACCAGAUAUCAAAUAUUUCUGCGACAUCACCUAUGAUCCAUUCCUAAAAAUGAUUGAGCACAAUAAAACCUACGGGUUUACAAUUGCCGUCAAGGAGCUCAGAGAGACUGUUCCAAAUAUCUUCCGCUAUGCGUCAGCCUACAAGAGAACCAACAAUAUCACCUCGCAAGGUCUCUGGGAGAUGUUCCUAGAAGAUCCCCCAGAACCGAAAGAGACUGUCAAAGACACCGCUAACGAAGCGCCAUUGCCAGAUGAGAUAUUGCAAACUCAACCGGGUGACAAAGGCAUUAAAGACAUCGACCCAGAGGCUAUGGAGGGAGAGAAAUAUAACAUGUGCCAUUUCUGGAGCAACUUUGAAAUCGCUCGACUCGACUGGUUCCGAAGCAAGGAGUAUGAGGACUUUUUUACCAUGAUGGACAGAAGUGGCGGUUUCUGGAUGGAACGAUGGGGUGACGCACCCAUCCAUUCCCUUGCGGCCGGUAUCCUUCUGGCGCCCAAAGAUAUCCAUUACUUCCGCGAUUUCGGAUAUCGGCAUACCACCAUCCAGCAUUGCCCAGCUAAUGCCCCUGCCCGUCAACGGGAUCGAAUUCCUUUUCUUGAAAUGACCACUGAAGAUGAGAAGAAGCGCCAGGAGGAAGAUGAAUAUUGGGAUGUACCGGAUACGCCGAAAGAAAACGGAGUUGGGUGCCGAUGCAGGUGUGAUACGGAUAUUGUGGACGUGGAAGGCAAACAAGGAAGUUGUCUGGCGGAAUGGGUCGAAGUUGCUGGAGGCUGGGCUUCACCCUGA
Paracoccidioides lutzii Pb01 is the source of this 1515-nucleotide messenger RNA. RefSeq names its product alpha-1,2 mannosyltransferase KTR1. Gene Ontology annotation, cellular component: Golgi apparatus; membrane. Gene Ontology annotation, molecular function: alpha-1,2-mannosyltransferase activity. The record is from RefSeq and is a predicted model, not a curated record. The coding region runs from base 1 to 1515 and encodes 504 amino acids. The transcript has 5 exons. Gene Ontology annotation, biological process: cell wall mannoprotein biosynthetic process; protein N-linked glycosylation.